Messenger RNA from Owenia fusiformis, 445 nucleotides. Lineage: Eukaryota; Metazoa; Annelida; Polychaeta; Sabellida; Oweniidae. The record is from the annotation of a GenBank genome assembly.
UCCAUCGGAAGGAAGAACAACCCCUGAUAGUUUCCAUAGUUUCCAGACUCCAAUCAAAUCAAGGGAUUUAAACAAUGAUUCCCAUAAAGAUCCCAGAACACCAUCAUUAGAUAGUCCAGGAUCGGGAUCACCAAGCCAACAUGGACCCCUUGAAUCAACGCCAAUGAGACAGGCGGGAAGGAGGUCACCAGUAAUUCUCCCUGACUGUACUCCCAUAUCAGGAAGGAAACCUGUAGCAAGACUGAAGCCGAUCAGACGACUUUCAACAGGAACUGAGCAAAGCCUGAGAAAGAUUCUACUAUCCAGUCAAAUAAAGAACCAAUACAAGACUCCUCCCACCCGUAGGUUAAGUGAUGGGUCACAGAUCGAGGGUGCCACUCCAAACAAUACAUAUGGUUUUAAAGUCAGCCAUCAGAACCUAGAGGGCGCUAAGGCACUUCAUGAG